Messenger RNA from Mycena indigotica, 969 nucleotides. Its product is annotated as Precursor to secretory protein. Lineage: Eukaryota; Fungi; Basidiomycota; Agaricomycetes; Agaricales; Mycenaceae. The coding region runs from base 1 to 969 and encodes 322 amino acids. The record is from RefSeq and is a predicted model, not a curated record. Gene Ontology annotation, molecular function: calcium ion binding. The transcript has 7 exons. Gene Ontology annotation, cellular component: endoplasmic reticulum-Golgi intermediate compartment; extracellular exosome.
AUGAAGGCUCGCUGUCUCGCAGUGCUCAUCUUAGCCCGCCUAGUUUCUGCACAUGGCGACCAUGGAACGGGAAUGAGACCAGGCGAAGACAUCAAGGCGUAUGCUCAAAGACACAUGGCCACGGAGCAUCACAUCGAGUCAUUCGAUUUGCGGAGUUUCUUCCAGCUACACGACCUCAACCGAGACGGAUGGUGGGACCGUGAGGAAAUAGAGGCCAUCUAUGGAGUGCAUCACGUCUACUCGCAGAAAAAGUCCAAAGACGACGAGGAACACCAGAAGAAGGCUGAUCACAUUUCUGGCACCGUACUCAACAUGCUGGAUAAAGACCAUGAUGGAAGGGUGUCGCCAGAGGAGUUUGAGGCUGUUGGUCUUGAAGGAUUGCCCAAUUUUGAGUCGCUGGGCGCGGAAGGUCACCAUUAUGAUGUGGAGAGCGAGUUUUUCUUGCAUCAUGAAGAGGAAUUCCACUCAACACCCGAAACGCAAACAGACGAGUCAUAUAACCACCCCGAAGACCUCGAGCAUUUCGCCCAUCACGAAUCCAUUGAACGGAAGGAGGCUGAGAAGGAGGCCGAAUUCCAAGGCAUCUCUGUGGACGAAGCACUUGCUGCUCAUGACCCUCCGAAAGAAGAGCCUGGCUCGGUCGAAGGUGAGCAUGUUGCCACGCCAGAGGAUGAGGGUCAACACCCAGUCGCUGUCCCCCAUCCACAUGACGAGCAAAUUGAAGCACAACCGCCUGUAGUCGAGCCUCCGGCUAAUGCAGCGCCAGAUUCUGGCAAGCCAAAGCUGACGCGGACAACUCCUCCCGAGAAAAUGGACCCCAAAGAGCGCUAUAGGAAUGCCAAGGCCGAGCCUAGAGCCGACUGGGGAACUGGUUCGGAAGGAUAUAAGCCACCCAAGAAUGCAGGAGACAAACUACGGAAAAACCUCCCGUACAAGUACAAGUUCAAGCGGAACUGGGGCGAUUUUUGA